AACCGGCACACUUCCUCAAAAUUAUUUGCGGGUUCUUAUCCUAACCAACCAACUUGCUAUACUAAAAUAUUAAUAUCUAUUUUUAACAACUCUCUUUACUAUGGGUUGAUGAACCCAACGACAGAGAACGUAUAAUAUAUAUAUAUCUGCCAACGAUUGUUUUUUAAUAUUGUACCAGGGACGACUUCUGUACAUUUUCAAACAUGUUUCUUAUUCAAUUUCUACCGACUAGUUCGAUAGGCAAUAUCUUUUAUAGGCCGUUCGGGACAAAUCAUAAUCAUAAUUCUAACCUAUAAUUUUUUAUUAUAUCGAGCAUAAUAAAAAUAAAUUAAAAUUAAGUUAACAAUAUCACUAUUCCUACAGACCCUGGGGUAUUAAAUAAUUCACAGACCAAAUGGCAGCUCAACUGUUUACGAAUAGCUAUAAUCAAAAUAAAAGCAGUUAGUUUGCAUAUUUCUUGCCUCCCACGAUAACAGCUGAUUUUACACAUUUCUUUACACACAGAUUUCUUCCGCAUUUCAGAAUUGACAUUAGUUUCUUGCUUUUCAUUGAGUUUAUUUUGUUAAAUUUGUUUAAUUUAAUUUCGCAUAUAAUUUGUGUUUGAGUUUUGUCUUAAAUCAUGUUUUAUCUGCCAUAAUAAUAAUUGAACGGCAUGUCGGUGUAUGGCCAGGAAAAUCGGAUAUUUGUAUCCGAGGAUGCUGAAGAUUUAGAUCGAAUUGAAGUGAUUACUACAUCGACGACGUCAUCGCACAGCGAACUAUUUACGCAACUAGCAGGCAGCCAAAAUUUGCUUACUACAAGUGGUAAAAAUGAGCAUUUCGGGAUUAUUGCAAGCGCUACGUGCGAAAAUGAUGCUAAAAGUAAGCAAAGCGAUUGUGGCGGCAGUCGCGAUGGUACUGGUACUGAUGAGCAAUGUGGCGAUGAAUCCAUAGAGUUGAUUAGUAAUUUUGGCACACUUCAAUUUCGGCGCGCUACCUCACCAUUGGCAGCGUUGGCUAGUAGUUUCAAUCGUGGAGCGACACCUACGAAUAUGGUACGACGUUGGUCACAGACUUUAACGCGUUUUGAUCGUAAUAAACACGGCCUACGAGAGAAAACUGCCUAUAAAAUACCCUCGCCUAGGUACUUGCUAGUUGAUGAAAAGCAGAAAGCAAAUAGUCGUGUUAAUGUUAAAAAUGAAGUUGAAUUGCUGGCACAGGAAAUCGAACAGCACGAUGGACUCAUGCAAGACACAGCGCUCAGUCAUGAGCAUAGACUUGAAACCCUCCGUGCCUUACCACAACCACUUGCCAUUAAGCGUCUACUUAAACGAAAAUUAGCCAUUAGCAUUGAACAACAUGCAAUCGAGGAGACGCGUUGCAGCUGGUGUCAUAAAUUGACAAAUGCUUUCGUAAGUUUUCUCUUAAGAAGUUGGAAACUCAUUGGUGUUAUAAGCCAUUCUUUGGAAAUAUGGUACGAUGAGAUUAAGACUAUCGAAGGACAUUUCGGCUGCAAUGUCAGUUCAUAUUUCAAAUUUCUACGUUGGCUCUUGUUACUAAAUCUAUUCGUGUUGCUCUGCAUUGUCAGCUUUGUCAUAUUUCCACAAUUACUCUACAAUGCGAUAGCAAACGAUAUGAAUCUCAAUGAAACAGUAUUAGCUGAUAAAUAUGCGAGAAAUGCUACUGAGACUGCUGGUGAACUAUUCAUACAUCUGUUUACUGGAGAGGGUUAUCUGCAGAAUUCAUUAAUCUUUUACAGCGGCUAUAGUAAUGCAACAUUUCGUCUACACCCGGCACUUAGUCAAUAUAGCCUACCGCGUGCAUACUUUAUGACAAUGCUCGUGUUGUACUUAUUUAUUUUCAUUGUGAUUUCCACCAAAAUGGCGCGCGUUUAUCGCAUUAGCUUCAUUCAAGCCGCAGGCGGUGGCAGAGCCAUACUGGUGGCUAAAGCCUUCUGCGCUUGGGACUUUGGCAUUUCGAGCCGGAAAGCGGCCGAAUUGAAACACGUUGCGAUUUUUUCUGAAUUCAAAGCCGUGCUUAAUGAGAGGGCUGUGCCCAAGCGUAAGCCUACCGUUUGGUGGCAAAUUUGGAUCCUUUGUUCGCGCGCCAUUGCGCAUGUGCUAGUUGCUACCAUAAUAGGCGGUGCCGGUGUGGGCGUGUGGAUUUUGUUGAAAGAACUUGACUCGACUGAUGACGUGUCUGGCUGGCGAACUCUUUCAACUGCUGGUAUACUAAAUCUCACAAUGUUGCUUAUGCAAUCUGUAUUAUCGUGGAUUUCGCGCAUGGAAGAUUAUCGUUCACCGCGUCGUACACUACAUAUAGCAUUAUUGCGUAAUUUUUUAUUGGAGGCUGUGAUUAUAAGCGUGUUGGUGUACUUUCUGUUAACAAAAUCAUAUAGUCAGUGUUGGGAGACUCAUAUAGGACAAGAAUUGUACCGUUUCAUUAUCACAGAUUCCUUCAUCUGUUUAAUUAUAAUACCUUUCUGUUGUGUCACACGCGCGCUUUUGUCAAGUCUCUACUGGCCUUGGCUCGGUCGUCCCGAUUUUGAUAUUUCACAAAAAAGUUUGGGUCUCGUUUAUAAUCAAACUUUACUCUGGCUAGGCUUGCUUUUCUCACCAUUGCUUGUCGCAAUUAUUGUUUGUAAAUUGUUCCUAAAGUUCUAUAUUAACAAGGCGUUAUUGCUGCAUCUGUGUAAACCCUCCUGUCACAUCUGGCGUUCGGCGCAAACGCAAACGCUUUAUCUAGUCUUCACUUUUGUAUCAGUGCUUGGGGUUAUACUGACGCUAGGUUACAUAAUGACACAACUGCCAAUGAGUGCACAGUGUGGUCCGUUUCGUGAUUCCGGUUAUAUGUUUCAAAUAUUUAUAGAUGGUGUGUUGAAGUUACGUGAAAACCAGACGCUUUGGCGCAUACUCACCCUACUUGUCCGUCCAGCUGCUGUGGGUAUUAUGUUAGUCACACUAAGUACACUCGUUUACUAUUUGCGUGCCAAAUCUCGGGCGCGUCGUCUUAUGGUUAAGUUGCUCAAAGAAAUGAUCUAUCUGGAGGCGAAAGAUAAGGAGUUUUUAUUAAAUCGCAUUAUGAGUGUUUCGAAAAAUAAGAAUCGUGAUUGGUCGCUGUCGGAUGUAAAAUCACUUGAAAGAAGACGUCAGCGUGCUGCUCAAAUGCCACCAGCUGAAAUUCAUGUACAAAACGAAGUCACUUCAAAUCGCAGUGAUGGUUUUAUAUUACGCAGUCGUGAUGUUUAGUGUGCUAGAUUUUGUUGUUGUGACAA
Molecule: messenger RNA, 3252 nt
Organism: Zeugodacus cucurbitae (melon fly)
Lineage: Eukaryota; Metazoa; Arthropoda; Insecta; Diptera; Tephritidae
Product: transmembrane channel-like protein 1
Exons: 10
Coding region: 653-3226 (857 amino acids)
Cellular component (GO): plasma membrane
Molecular function (GO): mechanosensitive monoatomic ion channel activity
Source: RefSeq, a predicted model, not a curated record